UCCCCCUCCAGCCCACGGUUUCGACCUUCAGUGCAUCUCCUGUCCAUCAUGAGGCGUUCCCUGGUGGGCCUUCAGCUGUUCCUGGCCUGUGUCCUGGUGUGGGGGACCUCGGUGGAGGAGGAGAAAAAGGAAUGUUGUGGACCAGGAGUGCCCCCAGAAAAAAGUUGCUGCCCUAAAGAGAACUCCACUUCUCAAGAACCGGCAAAAGAGGGUCCAGAGGAACCCAAUUCGGAAGAACUGGAAGAAAACGCAAAGGAGUAUCGCGAACGGAUGCAGCGCAACAGUGAAAGCUCCUUUGAAUUCACAUUCUUGAAGGAACAAGCCAUGAAUUACUUCAACAAACGCAACCCUGAUACUUUCUACAGACCUAUAGAAGAUAUCAAUAUCAAAGUGCAGAGCGCCGUUGGCACUAUGCUGAGCUUCCCGCUAUUUUUGGUGAACACCAAUUGUACCAAAGAACAAGGCCGAGAGUCUGCAGUCCCGUGGUACAGGCGUCGAUCCUCAAAAGCGGCUCUGUGCGUGGCUUUGCCCAAGCAGGAACAGAAGAAAUGGAAAUGCAGAGUUCAUAUGUUUGUCGAUGCUCGGAGUCGACAAUCCGCCGUGGUGAGGCAGGACUGCGAGCCGGUGGUGGUUUGGGAAGACUCCACGGACACGGUGGAUGUGGACCACUUGAUGGAUUUUUCGGACGGCCCUUUCUUUUGAUGUCUCCCCGUUUCGUCCAUCGUUUCCGGGAAAUCGCUUAGACGCAAGGCCUCAAAAUUCUUCCCUGGAAAAAGGGAUCUAGUGCAGCUCCACUUCAGCCAAGAAUCCCCGGUAGUUCUCUGUCCCUUUCCUCCCCAAAUAGUUGUGAAGAUUAAAUUGCAUAAACGUUGCCUUGUUGUUGUUUAA
Messenger RNA from Crotalus tigris (Tiger rattlesnake), 888 nucleotides. RefSeq lists its product as uncharacterized. Lineage: Eukaryota; Metazoa; Chordata; Lepidosauria; Squamata; Viperidae. Gene Ontology annotation, molecular function: cysteine-type endopeptidase inhibitor activity. The record is from RefSeq and is a predicted model, not a curated record. The coding region runs from base 49 to 702 and encodes 217 amino acids. The transcript has 3 exons.